GAGCCGCCUCUGGAUAAGAACGAAGUUGACAUACUGAGACGACGUAUCCGAUUUCUCGAAGAGCAGCUAGAUCGAGAGAACGACGGGGGGCUUGGUAGCGCUCUAGGUAGUGUGGUUCGACGUUUGGGGGAUCUGGAGGAGCAAGUUGAAAGGAACAAGGACGAGACAACUCAAGAGGUGAAGGACUGUUAUAGGAACGUCGACCGCAUGUGGCAAUCUGUUGCCCAACUCGAGAAGCAGCAGGCUGAGUACGAAAGCCGUUUUCUUGCCUUUGACGAACGCUUGGAUGGCCACGACGAUUCCCUCCAGGGGUUCAGCGACAGACUCAUGGAGUUUGACGAGGCAUCCAUGGUACUGGAAGAGCGAGUAGAUGCUUUGGAAGAACAGAAUAAUCCCGGUAUCCCCUUCCGUAGACGCAGGCGGAGAUCAACAUCGGACUCGGAGGAGUCGAGAAACCGCAAGCAGACUGUAGAACAGCGAAGCAGCCAACCGAGCAAGCACAACUGUGGCACUACAGCGCGAUCUCCGCGCAGUCUGGUCUCGGAAUCUCGCUGGGGAUCUUUCGAGGGUGAUCAGGUCGAAGUGACGGGAUCAUGGACGGUACACGUCUCUCUCCUUCCCACAGCAUCGCAGCCGUUCCCGUUCGAGAAAGAUACGAAUGCUUACAAACGGUGCCUGUCACGCGGCCUACAUCAGAUGAUAGCCGUUGGAGGGACAGAUGGUCAGUCCUUUGCCACCGCCAUAUCUAAGGCUUUCGGUAGUCUCCUUCGUGGCCGGGAUUGGGUCCCGUUGCAGGCCCGACUGUGUGACGCGGUGACGCUGCAAGGUCUUCCGAUGCUCCGGCCCUUAGAUCCAAGCUUGAUCAACGGGAACUACGACCUGGAGUUCCUGCGAAAGUACUGUGCAGUUUGCUGCCCAAGUGGAAAAAUAGAAUCUUUAUACAUCGCCAUGUUCUCGGAUACGUUCUCGUGGCAUUUUUUGAGACGGUCACCCUGCCACCUCGAAGGCCUUGAAGAGAGCUGGGCCUACGAUCCGUUACUGGACCCCAGCGAUAAUUUCGAAGACGACAAUGGCGACGUAGAAGAUCGGCGGUCGGCGGGUGAGAUCGUACCCCCUUUACCAUCCUUGAAACGGGCGGCGUCUGAGAUGUCGCGAACUCCUAGCUUGAAUGCGGCUUUGGCGCCUGAAGGGAGCGACAACACUCGGCAUAAGUUACCACGGACAAGUUGCAUUCAAGCGGCCAUGGAACACCGUAGACGAGGAGUAGAGACGGUUUAGAUUUGACGUUUCGGAUAUACCAUAGAGAGCACCAUGAUACAAGGCCACAUACACCUGGCCUUGCCUUCUUCCAUUUCGAAUUUUGCCUUACCGCCAACUUCCUUUUCUUACCGACGGAGCGCACGAAUGGAAAGCUUGGCUAAAAGAAAUGACGGUGUGGUGUUGUAGUAGGUUCCGUGGCCUAAUUACGCGACCUUUUCUAUCUGCACUUCUGCCCAGGGGACGGAGUGAUGAAAGGUAGAGAAGACAGAGGAAACAGCGGAGAUAGGCUAGACGGCAAACGUUAAUAUACAUUUUCAAAUAUACACAACGAUAUAGGACAUUAUCAUUGUAUAAAAAAAGAAAAGAGAAAAGAUAUAAGUCGUAUAAGGUUAGCGGUUUCGGGAAACGUAGCUUAAUUGCUGUUAAAUUAUAGCUAUUUAGAGUUUUUAUAGAUCAAUAUUAAAGCUGCUUAUUUAAA
Durotheca rogersii is the source of this 1738-nucleotide messenger RNA. RefSeq lists its product as uncharacterized. The record is from RefSeq and is a predicted model, not a curated record. The coding region runs from base 208 to 1278 and encodes 356 amino acids. The transcript has a single exon. Lineage: Eukaryota; Fungi; Ascomycota; Sordariomycetes; Xylariales; Xylariaceae.